CGGAAGUACUAAUUAAACGAAAUUCAAAGCGCAGAAAUGGAAGGAUUAAUCCCUUAUCUGAUCCACGCAAUCAAGAAGCAAAGGCCCAAUCAUCAGAGCUUCGGCCGGCGCCUCUCCGAUGCCUCUAACCGGAGCUACCACUUGUUGAUCGGAGCUGAAUCCGGUGACGGCUCUUCUCACCGGAGAUCCCUGCUGUCCGACGAGCGCUCUCCCAGGAAAGAUAUGACCUUUACCAACAGAGCUGCAAGUUCGAUGCUUUUUAAUGCCGCCGCCGCUGCAAAAGCAAGUGGCCAUCAAGCUUCGCUGUCAUUGACCACCACCAUCAAUCGCCGGCGAUAAAAUGAAAGAUUCCGGCAAUACUCAAGUGCAUCACCGCCGCACCUUAAAGGGUCAAAUGAAUUAAUAAAACAGUGUUACAGUAAUAUGGAGUUUUACUGUAAUGCUCUGUAACUGUUCAAUUUCAAGUGUAUAUAUUGUAUGCAUCGAUUUUUUAUUCAAUUUCAAGCUGUUUAAUCAAUUACGUUUUUUAUUUAUUUUGGUGAGAUGAGAUGGCCUAAUCAGAUAAUUUGGUAACACUAAAAUUGGCUGAAUUGAUUUAUUCUGCUGAAAUUUAUGAAAUUCUGACUGAAGUGGC
This is a messenger RNA of Cuscuta europaea, 634 nucleotides long. The record is from the annotation of a GenBank genome assembly. NCBI's taxonomy places the organism in Eukaryota, Viridiplantae, Streptophyta, Magnoliopsida, Solanales, Convolvulaceae.